AGCCUUUUGCAGAAUAGAACGUUACCGAGGAUUAUUAGAGCAAUGAGAGAAAUUGAUCUGUGCUUUGUUUCGUUUUUGGCCCUAAAUGAGCAAGAAAGAUUAAAAAAAUUAGAGCGCUGACAUGCUGUUGACUCUUUUAGUCGUUGGAACGGUCUUUUCAAUGGCAAAGUUCGAAUUUCUCCCCCCCAUGGAAUCGAAGAGCUUCCUCCUCCCACCGCCCAUGAGAUUUGAUUCUUCCAACGGAGUUCGAAAUUUUUUGAUUUUCAUCUCAAAUUAAAACUUAGUGGUAGCAACCCGCCAAAUAUUUGGUUAGCUGUUUGUUUUACAUGUACUUUCACAAAAGUCAAAAUUCAAAUAUUUUAAUAAAAAAUUAGAAAAUGGCCGAGUUGUGUAUCGCUGUUGGCACUGCUGUUGUUGGCAAAUGUGCUGAGAUCCUGGUUGAACCGCUUUUAAAGCCAAUCUGGAUCCGAAUCACGCGUGUGUUGAAGUCGGAGUCUAAUGUAAAGAGUCUGGAGGAAAAGGCAGGGAAGCUGGUUGAUGAAAGAAAGCAUGUGCUGCAAUUUACAGAAGCUGCUGGCCUAAGAGGGGAAGAGGCCGCACCGAAUGUCACGAAUUGGCUUUCAGGUGCAGAGAAGUACAUUGGAGAGAUAGAGAAGUACAUUGGAGAGAUGAAGAAGUUAGGGGAUGACGAAGACAAAGCAAAGAAGAAGUGCUUCGCUGGGUUGUGUCCUAAUCCCAGGGCCCGUUACCAAAUUAGCAAGGAAGUAGAGGAGUAUUUGGAGGCUGUUGCUCCACUCCUAGAAGAAGCUGCCGGAUUCAAGUUCCCAGUUUCAUACCGUCCUCCUCCAAAAGAGAUAUCCACCGCAGCAGCUGAAGGUUUUGAGCAAUUUGACUCAAGAAUGCCGACUUUGAACCGUGUUAUGGACGCCUUGAGAAGUGCUAGUGUUGACAAGAUAGGCAUCUGUGGGCUGCCUGGGGUGGGCAAGACCAUGUUAGCCAAAGAGGUUGCUAGACAAGCCGAGGAUGAGCGGUUAUUUGAUGUGAUAGUUAUGGCUUCUGUGAAAAAGAAUCCAGACUUGAAGAAAAUUCAAGGAGAAAUUGCAGAUAAAUUAGGUCUACAGCUCCACGGGGAGACUGAAUUUGGGAGGGCCUAUCAACUAAAGGCGUAUUUGAAUAAAAAGAAGAAGAUUCUUGUGAUUUUAGAUGAUAUCUGGGCGAGGCUAGAUUUGGAUCAACUCGGAAUUCCAUAUGAAGACAAAAAGAGUAAGGCAAGUUCAAUUGGAGAAGAAAAGAUGCAAUGCAAGAUUCUCCACACAUCUAGAGAUCUCGAUGUUCUAUCUUGUGACAUGGGCACUCAUGAAAACAUCCAAGUUGGUACGAGGCCAGAUUUGGAUCAACUUAGAAUUCCAUUUGAAGGCAAAAAGAACGAGGCAAGUUCAACUAGAGAAGUAAAGAUGCAAUGCAAGAUUCUCCUUACAUCUAGAGAUCUUAAUGUUUUAUCUUGUGACAUGGGUACCCAAGAAAACAUCCAAGUUGGUACGUUACAAGAUGAAGAAGCAUGGACGCUUGUGAAGAAAAUAGUAGGUGAAGAAGUUGAAAAUUCUGAGUUACUGCUUACGGCAAAGGAGAUAGUGGAAAAAUGUGCUGGGCUGCCACUGGCUGUCGAAGCAGUUGCAAAAGCUUUGAAAGGUAAGGGUGCUCAUGUAUGGAGGGAUGCUCUACUACAACUGAAAAGGCCCUCUCAAGACAGCUUCACGGGGAUACCUGCAAAUGUUUAUUCAGCAAUAGAAUUGAGUUACAAUCAUCUAGAAGGAAAAGAGCUCCAGCAAACUUUCUUGCUUUGCUGCUUGUUGGGACACAAUUCUUCUAUUGAAGACUUGCUAAUGUAUGGAAUCGGCUUAGACUUAUUUCGUAAUGUCAAGACAACAGGAGAAGCUCGAGACAGGGUACUAACAUUGGUUAGCAAUCUAAAGUCCUCUUCUUUGCUGCUUGAUGGUCUUACCAAUAGUGGCUUUGAUAUGCACGAUAUUGUACAUGAUGUUGCCAUAUCAAUUGCCUUAAGGGACCACCAUCUGUUAUCAUUAAUAGAAGACCAUAUACCAAAAGAGUUGUCAGAUAGGGAGGCAUUGGAAGAUUUCAAAUGGAUUUGUCUACAAUAUACUAAUAUUAGGGAUCUUCCUGAUGAGUUGGAAUGUCCACAGCUUAUCUUGUUUUUUUUGCGCGGCAACAAUUCUUCUAUGAAAAUUCCAGAAAACUUUUUUCGGGGAACACAAAAACUCAGAGUCUUGGAUUUCACUAAUAUGCAUUUCUCAUCCUUGCCUUCAUCAAUCUUCCUCCUAAAAAACCUUCAUACCUUACAUGUGAAUGGAAGUGUUCUAGAAGACAUAGCUAUUAUUGGAAAACUGACGAGUUUGGAAGUCCUUAGCCUUUCAGGAUGUGCUAUUGAAGAGGUGCCAGCAGAAAUUGGACAACUAACCCAGCUAAAGCUCUUAGAUUUGAGUGAUUGUACCAAACUCAAAAUGAUUCGACCACAUGUCCUGGCAAGUUUGUCCAAACUAGAAGAGCUGUAUCUGAGAAAUAGCUUCGAUCAAUGGGAUGUUGGGCAAGAAGGAAAUCAAAGAAAUGCUAGCCUUGCUGAAUUGAAAGAUAUGCAUAACCUGGCUGCUUUAGAUGUACAUGUUUGUGAUGUCCAGCAAAUUCCAAAAGACUUGUUCUUUGAUAGAUUGAAAAGAUACAAGAUCUUCAUCGGAGAGGUGUGGAAUCGCUGGGAUAGUUCCUUCAAAAGCUCAAAACUAUUAAAGCUGGAGCUGAAUACGAGCAAUAGUUAUAGUUAUUCAAUUGAUAUGCUGUUGAAGAAAACAGAAGAACUACAUCUAGAGGUGUUGAUGGGUUUCAAGAAUGUAGUUUAUGAGUUAGAACCUGCGGGUUUUCAGGAACUGAAGUAUCUUCAUGUCAAAAAUGCUCCAGAGGUUCAACAUAUUGUUAACCGGGUGGGGUGUGUAUUUCCACUCUUGGAAGAACUUUUUCUGCAGAAUUUGAAUAAUUUGGUGAAGAUAUGUCAUGGCCGGCUCGGAGGAACAUCUUUUAGCAGAUUAAGCACUAUAACUGUUAAAUCUUGUAAUCAGUUGAAAAAUUUGUUCUCAUUCUCUGUAGCUAGACAACUUCACAAACUCAAAGAAAUUAGAGUGAUGGAGUGUAGCAAUAUGACAGAGAUUGUUGGUGAGGAGUUGCAAGGGGUCAUGGAAAUGGCAGAAGCAAGUGCAACUUUUGAGCUUGUCCAACUACGGUCCUUGCAAUUGCAAUAUUUGCCGAAGUUCAUUAGACUAUGCCAUGGAAAUGAGGAAACAAAUGAUCCAAGCACGAACUCGGCACCACUUUUUGAUGAAAAGAUUGUCUUUCCAAACCUGGAGGAGUUACAAUUGUCCUGUAUUAACAUUAAGAGUAUAUGGGGCAGCCAGCUUUCAAUUGCAUCUUCUUGCAUUCAGAUUCUGACAAAAUUGAUCAUUGAGGGCUGUGAUCAUUUGGAACACCUAUUGUCAUCCUCCAUGGCUAAAAGUCUUGUGAAGCUCAGAUGCCUUGAAAUAAAGAAAUGCAAGGAGAUAAGGGAGAUAAUUGAACCAGAGAAUGCAGAGGAUAUGGAAGAUAUGAUUUCAUUCCCAAUGUUAGAAAUCCUAAAGAUAGAACAUCUUGAAAAGCAUACUGGAUUCUGCUCCGGAAAUUGUAGUGUUGAAUUCCCAGCCUUAAAGCAAAUGUUUAUCGAGCACUGUCCAGAAUUGAAGGGUUUCACAGUCAAUCAUGCGAGCACAGAUAUGACAGGUGGACUAGAACCCCUUUUUAAUGAGAAGGUUUCGUUUCCCAGCUUGGAAAAUUUAUGCCUCCAAGGAUUGGAAUUGAGGAUCAUAUGGCACCACCAGCUUCCUGCAAAUUCUUACUGCAAACUAAAAUCAUUGGACAUCGGGAGUUGUUACAAAUUAUCAACUAUUUUUUCAUCCGAUCUACCGAAGAGAUUAUGCGCAUCACUAGAACGGUUGGAUGUAUAUCGUUGUGGUGUAGAACAGAUAUUCGAAAUUGGAGAAGUGAAGGUCGAUGGUGUAACACAUACCCAGUUCAGACAUGUCCAUCUUUGUCAGCUACCAAGACUGAAGCAUGUGUGUACCAGGGAUCCUCGUGGUACUCUUACUUUCCAAAAAUUGCAGUCUGUGAAAGUUCAUAAUUGUCCGAACCUCCAAAAUUUGUUCCAAACUUCAGUGGCUAUGGAACUACAGCAACUUGAAAUGUUGGAGUUAACCCGUUGCGGGAUAGAGGAAGUUGUAGCAUUUGGAGAUGGAGAUGAAGCAGUUCCCACUUUUGUGUUUUCUUGUUUAUCUACUCUUAGCCUGUGGAAUCUAAAAAGACUCAAAUGUUUCUACCCACGGAAACAUGUGACAGAGUGGCCAAUGUUAAAAAACUUUAGCGGGUAUCAUUUAAAAGGAAUUAAGGAAACAAAUGUGAAAAGCCUUGGUGCAUUUCCGGUUCAACUACCGCUUUUCACCGUGGAGAAGGUGAUUCCUAGAUUGGAGAAGCUAUCAUUAACAAGUGAUGACAUUGCAAUGAUAUGUACUCGCCAAUUUCCAGAAGACUUCUUCUCCAAUGUUAAAGCUCUUCGUGUUCUCUGCUACCGCAGUGAAUCGACGGUUUUUCCAUUCUUCUUCGUUGAGAGAUUCUUCAAUUUAGAGAAGCUUUUUAUAGGUUGUUCUUCUUUCAAGGAGUUGUUCCCUUCUAUAGGAUCCAUUGAUUGUCAGGGGAAAGAUGCAAGAUGGCAUUUACGUAUUAGAAAGUUGAAGCUGGAUACACUAUUUAAACUGAAAUACAUAUGGAGUCAAGGUUCAGCAUCAGAUCUACUUGUUCAAAAUGUUGAAUCUCUUAAAGUGCUGGGAUGUGAUAAUUUGAUUAGCUUAUCAGAAUCUACACCAUCGUUCCAAAAUCUCACGAAGUUGUUGAUAGUAAGAUGUCAAGGGUUAAAAAACUUAAUUUCAUUUGCAACAGCCCAAAGUCUGGUGCAACUCCAACGUCUCACUGUAGAAAAUUGCCACUUUCUGACAGAAAUAGUUGGAGGCGAAGGAGAUGGAUUAGAUUCAGAAGAUGUGAUUGCUUUCAGCAAAUUAAAAGUUUUGAAACUCAAGUGCUUAACAAGACUUGCAAGCUUCUGUUCUUCAAAUUUCACAUUCAAGUUCCCAUUGUUGGAAGAAGUAAUGGUGGCUCAUUGUGUCAACUUUGAGACCUUCUGUCACGGAGUUGUGGAGACUCAAAGCCUGCAGAGAAUACAAUUAACACAGGAAGACAAAAUAGGGCGUCCAGUGGUUGAACUGAAUGGCACCAUAAAUCAACUGUACAAAGAAAAGGUUGGAUUUGCUGGGUUAACACAUUUGAAGCUCUCAGAGUUUCCUCAGUUGAUGGAAAUAUGGAACAAGAAUCCUCAACAAUCCUUGGAUUUCAGACUGCUUUGUUCCCUCGAAAUUUGUAAUUGUGGUAACUUGAGAUACCUCUUAACUCCUUCCAUGGCAUUGAGCCUUGUUGUUCUCGAAGUGUUGCAAGUACAAAACUGCAAAAUGAUUGAGCAAAUAAUAACAGGAGAGGAGGCUAUAGAGGUAGCAAAAAAUAAGAUGAUAUUCCGACUGCUACAGACCAUUAUUCUGCAGUCAUGUUUCAACUUAGAAAGCUUCUGUUUGGGAAGUUAUGGACUUGAGUUUCCAUCGUUGUUUGUGAUGAAUAUAAUCGACUGUCCAAAGAUGGCCACAUUUGCUUCACCAUUUUCAACGGUGCAAUUGAAGAAGGCAGUUGAUGGAGGAAUUAGAGAAAGGAUUGGCAAGGAUACUGAUAUCCCUUCCGAGCCCUUUUUCAGUGAUGAGGUUGCAUUUCCCUUGUUGGAAGAAUUGAGAAUGGCUGGAUUGGAGAACUUGAGGAUCAUAUGGCACCACCAACCUCAUGCAGAUUCAUUCUGCAAACUAAAAUCGUUGGUUAUUGAAAAUUGUGGGAAAUUAUUGACUAUUUUUUCAUCUGAUAUACUUGGAAGAUUAUGCAAAUCACUAGAGGUGUUGAUGGUCCGUUCUUGUAGCAGUCUAGAAGAGAUAUUUGAACUUGGAGAAGUAAACAUUGAAGAGUCACACUCACAUGGUGUACUGGACACCUUGUUAAGAAAACUGACUAUUUCGAAUCUACCAAGAUUAAGGCAUGUGUGGACCAAAGAUCCCCAAGGUAUUCUCAGUUUUCGGAACUUGCAGUCUGUACGUGCUCUGCGUUGUCCGAACCUCCAAAAUAUGUUUCCAGCUUCGGUGGCUAUGGAGUUUCAGCAACUUAAAGAGUUGAAUUUAGAAAGUUGCGGGAUAGAGGAAGUCGUAGCAUUCGGAGGAGAAGAAGCAGUUCCUAGAUUUGUGUUUUCUUGUUUAUCUACUCUUUACCUGUGGAAUCUACCAAGACUCAUAUGCUUCUACCCAAGGAAACAUCUGACAGAGUGGCCUAUGUUGAAAAAGUUUCGAGGGUAUCAUUUUGAAGGAAUUAAGGAAACAAAUGCGAAGAGCCUUGGUGCAUUUCCGGUUCAACUACCGCUUUUCAUUGUGGAGAAGGUCAUUCCUAGAUUGGAGAGGCUAUCAUUAACAAGGGAUGACAUUGCAAUGAUAUGUAAUUGCCAAUUUCCAAAAGACCUCUUCUCCCAUGUUAAAGGUCUUCGUGUUCUCUGCUACCACAGUGCAUCGGCGGUUUUUCCAUUCUUCUUCAUUGAAAGAUUUUUCAAUUUAGAAAAGCUUUUUAUAGGUUGUUCUAAUUUCAAGGAGUUGUUCCCUUCUAUAGCAUCCAUUGAUUGGCAGGAGAAAGAUGCAAGAUGGCAUUUACGUAUUAGAAAGUUGAAGCUGGAUGCACUUCGUAAUCUGAAGUAUAUAUGGAGUCAAGGCUCAGCAUCAGAUCUACUUGUUCAAAAUGUUGAAUCUCUUAAAGUGCUGCAAUGUGAUAAAUUGAUUAGCUUAUCAGAAUCUACACCACCUUUCCGAAAUCUCACCACUUUGUUGGUAAAAAAAUGUCAAGGGUUAAGAAAUUUAUUUUCAAUUGCAACUGCCCAAAAUCUGGUGCAACUCCAAAGUAUCACCGUAGAAAAUUGCCACUUUCUGACAGAAAUAGUUGGAGGAGAAGGAGAUGGAUUAGAUUUUGAAGAUGUGAUUGUUUUCAGCAAAUUAAAAGUUUUGAAACUCAAGUUCUUAACAAGACUUGCAAGCUUCUGUUCUGCAAAUUUCACACCCGAGUUCCCAUUGUUGGAAGAAGUGAUGGUGGCUCAAUGUGCCAACUUUGAGACCUUCUGUCACGGAGUGGUGAGGACUCCAAGACUGCAGAUAAUACGAUUAACACAAGAAGAUGUUGUAGGGCGUCCGGUGGUUGAGCUGAAUAGUACCAUAAAUCAAUUGUACAAAGAAAAGGUUGGUUUCUCUGGGUUACAAUAUUUGAAGCUCACAGACUUUCCUCAGUUGGUGGAAAUAUGGAACAAGAAUCCACAAGAGAUCUUAGAUUUCAAACAACUUUGUGUCCUCGAAAUUUGUAAUUGUAGUGACUUGAAAUAUCUCUUAACACCUUCCAUGGCCUCGAGUCUCGUUUCCCUCAUAGAGAUGAAAGUGAAAAGCUGUGAAAUGAUGGAGCAAAUCAUCAUAGAAGAGGAAGGUACGGAGGUAGAUGAAAAAGAGAUAAUAUUCCCACUGUUAAAAACCAUUAAUUUGGAAUCUUGUCCCAACUUGACAAGUUUCUGUGUGGGAAAUUAUAAACUUGAGUGUCCAUCAUUGUCAAGGAUGAAAUUACUUAACGGUCCAAAGAUGGUUACAUUUGCCUCAACAUUUUCAAAGGUGCAAGUGAAAGGAGCAGCAGAAGGAGGAAGUGCAGAAAGGAUUGGAAAGGAGGUCAUUGAUAUCCCUAUUGCACCCUUUUUCAGUGACCAGGUCUGUUUCUUCACCUAGAAUUGUUGGUUUCACAUUUUCUCGACUUUUGAUCCACUUGUGCAGCCUAGAUUAUCUUAUUCUACUUCUACCAUCCACAUAAACAUUCUUAUGGUUA
Rubroshorea leprosula is the source of this 8067-nucleotide messenger RNA. The record is from the annotation of a GenBank genome assembly. NCBI's taxonomy places the organism in Eukaryota, Viridiplantae, Streptophyta, Magnoliopsida, Malvales, Dipterocarpaceae.